Lindgomyces ingoldianus is the source of this 1067-nucleotide messenger RNA. RefSeq names its product glucose 1-dehydrogenase. Bases 33 to 956 code for a protein of 307 amino acids. Lineage: Eukaryota; Fungi; Ascomycota; Dothideomycetes; Pleosporales; Lindgomycetaceae. Gene Ontology annotation, biological process: carbohydrate metabolic process. The record is from RefSeq and is a predicted model, not a curated record. The transcript is spliced from 3 exons. Gene Ontology annotation, molecular function: hydrolase activity, acting on carbon-nitrogen (but not peptide) bonds.
CUGGAACCUAAGUCCGAGUGAGAGAUUUCAUUAUGCCAAAAAGAGUGCUUUGCGGAUAUGGCAUUGAUAUCGAUGCCGUGAGUGGAUGGAUAAACACUCGCGACGGAAGCAAUGCAAACCCCACCGAUGUCUCGCGCGGCGUCUUCGGCGCAACCGUUGGCAUCAACCGCCUCCUAAAACUGUGGGACAAGUACAACAUCAAGGCGACAUGGUUCGCGCCCGCACACACAGUUGAAAGCUUCCCGUUGCAGAUCAAGAAAAUUGUGGAAAAGGGGCAUGAAAUUGGUUUGCAUGGAUAUACGCACGAAUUUGUCUCGACGUUGAACGAGCAGCAGCAGAGGGACGUGCUGGAAAAGUCGAUAAAAGUGAUCCACGAGUUUACGGGGAAGAGGCCGCGAGGUUGGACAGCCCCGGCUUGGAGCACGAGUAACGAGACGAUAAAACUGCUUGAGGAGUUCGGCAUCGAAUACGACCACUCCUUCAUGCACCACGACUCCCAACCCUACUAUGUCCCGUCCCCACACCUAACCACGCUUACCAGCACCGACGUCUCCAAAUCUGCCUCCCACUGGAUGACCCCCAUGUCCACCCUAAAACUCUCAUCUGUCGUCGAAAUCCCUGCAAACUGGCACUUGGACGAUUGGCCGCCCUUCCAAUUGUCCCUUACCCAAGCCUCAACGCAUGGCUUCGUUGAUACCGCUGUUAUCGAGCGGCUCUGGAAAGAACAGUUUGAAUAUUUGUACCGAGAGUGUCCGGAUGAUGGCAGCUUUGUAUUUCCGAUUACUAUUCAUCCCCAAGUCAGUGGGAAGCCGCAGGUGGUGCUAUUGCAUGAGAGGUUCAUUGAGUGGAUUAAUACUCAUGAGGGGGUGGAGUGGGUUACGAUGGAGCAGAUUGUAGACGAGUUUAAGAGUGGGAAGUUAAGUGGAGUGAGGGUUGAGGGUGGUGUCGAGAUAUAACGAUAUCUUGCCUUUUUGAUGGUUGCAUGAUAAUGGGAGGCGUGGUUGACAUUACAGUUGUGUAGUACUGAUAUCAAUAGUGUAUCAAACUGCUUAAACUGAUGACUGCAG